AAGAAUAGCGCAUGAACACCUGUUAGCACUCUAUGCUGUGAUUGGUCUUGGAGCUAAUCUCUGGAUUCGUGUCACUGAUUAUGUGGGUAACAGGGCGUUGGCUUCACCAGAAGACGCUUCAUUCCGAAGGCAGCUAACAUCAGUUGUUGUAAGGUCCGGUCCUUGUAGGAGUCUGAGUCUGAGUCAGGAUUCAAAGGUCAAGAGGCAUGGCGAAAGUAAUCACUGUUUUUGGAGCGACAGGGACACAGGGAGGUGGAGUGGCCAAUGCCCUUCUGGAGGACCCAGAGUUCAAGGUGCGAGUAGUGACGAGGAGCGCCUCUAGCGACAAGGCUAAGGCACUGCAGAAGAGAGGUGCCGAGGUCGUUGAGGCCACUUUUGACGAUCCCGCCUCACUGGAGCGGGCACUGAAGGGCGCCCACGGAACGUUUGUGAUGUCUACCCAGACUUUCACUGAAGGUGUAGACUUUUAUACUCUGGAGAUCAAGCAGGGUAAGGCGGCGGCGGAUGCGGCCAAAGCUGCCGGUGUACAACACGUGGUGCUGAGCAGCCUGGAUGCCGUAAAGAAGACCAUGGGGUUCCCCUGUCCGAUGUACGACGCUAAAGCAGAGAUAGAGGAGUACAUGAAGUCUAUCGGCCUGCCGCUUACGGCCAUCAAGUUUCCCCCCUACUUCGACAACUACCUCUCCCUCAAACUGAUUACAAAACUGGAGGAUGGGACUUUUGAAAUAGGUUACUGCAUGGAGGGCGUUGCCAUGCACGGCAUCAGUGUUCCUGACGCUGGUUUUGCCAUCAGAGCGAUCUUCAAGAACAAGGACGAGUGGCUGGGUAAGACUGUGGGCUUCAGCGGAGACAAACUCACCAUCCAACAACAAGCAGACAUUCUCUCUAAACACCUGACACCUUAUGUGUUCAAACCUACCCAGAUGACAUCGGACGCGUUCAGUCAACUGCCUUUCCCAGGAGCAAAGGACGUCGGUGACAUGUUCAAGUUCUACCGCCUGGGUAACCCUGCCCAUGACGUUGAGCUGACCCGCCAGUUGUACCCGGGCACCAGGAGCCUGGACCAGUGGGUGCAGGACAACAAGGAGACGCUGUUGAGCGCUUUAAAGAGCGCGUAGACUGUAUACCGAAAGCACAUGUCGCUUGAAAGGAAAGAAUUCUCAGGAACGCUCAAUGAAUAUGUUAGAACUAGAGAGGCAACAUUUGGCAGCAGUUUAGCACAUGUCCAGGAAACGUACUUUAAGUGGAGUGUCCAUAUCUUCAGAAACGUUUUUAACAUUUGACAACACUCUGUAGAUCUACUGAUAUUUCGUAUGCACUAUAGAGUAACAAUGACACAAUGUUUGCAUUAAUAUUUUAUAAUCCUGGUGUUAGAUAUCGUUGUCUACAUAGGCAAUUGUAACGGUUAGUUUGCUACUCCAUCGUCUGAAUAAAGAAAGCUUUUCAUAAGGCCAUGGGAGGAAAGAUCU
Molecule: messenger RNA, 1469 nt
Organism: Branchiostoma floridae (Florida lancelet)
Lineage: Eukaryota; Metazoa; Chordata; Leptocardii; Amphioxiformes; Branchiostomatidae
Product: nmrA-like family domain-containing protein 1
Exons: 6
Coding region: 207-1118 (303 amino acids)
Source: RefSeq, a predicted model, not a curated record